Molecule: messenger RNA, 2622 nt
Organism: Postia placenta MAD-698-R-SB12
Lineage: Eukaryota; Fungi; Basidiomycota; Agaricomycetes; Polyporales; Adustoporiaceae
Exons: 3
Coding region: 1-2622 (873 amino acids)
Source: RefSeq, a predicted model, not a curated record
AUGGCAUCCACAUUGACAACCGAGUCGCGCUCCUCGCUCCGCGACAAACGCAACGCGGUCCCCCUUCUGCUCUCCUCGUUCCCCGCCCCGCCGUCCCACAUUCCCUCAUCUCCGUUUACUCCCCUCGGCACCCCUCUUAGCGCGCCCCUGGGUACUCCCCUCAGCGCACUUUUUGGCAGUCCCCUCAGCGCACCUCACAGUGCCUCCGCACUCGGACCCCCGCCCACACUGCCGCCCUCGUCGCCACUUCCGCCCGUACCUGGCCCGUCGCCCAUCAGUGACCACGACACGCUGCUAUUCAUCACGGCAGCGCGUUCACGUCGCGCGUCAAAACUCUCGGUAACGUCGUCGUCAGGCUACUCGCGGCGCAACUCGACGGCCACGCUCGCGAGCAAUGCGAGCAGCGCCGCUCCCUCGCUCUCAUCUUCGGCAGGCGCAACACCUGCGGACUCGUCUCUGCGCUCCCUUAGGUCGUAUCCGUCAAACGGCUCGCUGUCGGCGUAUGCACGGCACGCUGACAAGUCGCCCAUGUUCGAGCCUCGCAUCUGUGAGGAGGACCCCGCGGAGCUUACGCGCCUGUCGCUCGAUGAGAUCCCCGCGCCGUCGCCCGCGCCCGACCUGAGCGACGACGAGAAGGUGCUCGAGCUCGGGCUCCCGCCGUCCCUCACGCGUCGGGCGCGCCAUUCCGCGAACGACUCGAUCUCGUCCAUCGACAUGCGCGACCUCCCCCCGCUGCACGAGGACGAGAUUGACGCGCCCGUCUCCGCGCCACCCGUUUUGCGCUCCCAUUCCUCGCAUGCUUCCGACUUGUACGCCUCUGCUCGCAAGCCGACCAGCAUCAACAAGGCCCUGCCUCCCCUGCCCCCGGACUCCCGCACCCCCGACGAGCCUGCGACGUUUCCGCGGUCAGACAGCCCAGACAUCAAGACCAUCCUCGCGACCACGCCCCGCCCGCACCGCAAGUCCUCCACGUCGUGUCUGUCGGGCCGCUCGCGCUCGCCAUCACGCUCGCGCUCGCAGCCGCGCCGCGCCCCGCUCCGGCGGCACGUCAGUGAGGGCCUCCCUAGCGCGCGCCGCCGCGAGGGCGAGUUGCGGCGCACGAGCGAGGCGUCGCUCCCGGUGCCCGCGCGGGGCGGCCGCCCGGAGUCGCCCACGGGGCUGGCGUACGCGCGCAACGCGUGGGUGGAGGACUCGUUCGUGUCGGACUAUGGCGUGCUGCUGGACGGGACGGGCACCCCGAUGGACGUCGUGGACGGGGAGGAGGCGCGCCUCGAGCGCGAGCUCGACGGAAGCGGGAGCGAUACGGACUCGAGCAUCGACAUCCAUACGCCGCUGCCGAAUCUGAUGUUGCGCCACGGCUUGUUGUCGCCCAACUCGAAGCUGCUCCCACAGGCGUCGCGCGUGGGCACGCCGUCGUUGUCCAAUGGCAGGCCCGGCAGUCUGCUGAGUGUAGCAUCCAAAGUCGACUCCGUUAUGACUAAAUCGGGGCUGUACAAGGACGGACGCGACACGGCAAAGAGGCGGCACCGGCAUCGCGACGGCAAGCUCCUGCGUGGCGGCAUCGGUUUGACGACCGGGCUCGGCUGGAGCGACAGCGAGGACGAGGAUGCGCCGUCCCCGCUCACUCACAAGCUCUCCGCAAAUACCCUCAAGAGGAAAUCCACGCCGUCGGCGUUUCGCUCACCUCAUCCCCUCUCGCGGAUCGGCAGCGCGACCGGCCUGAGCGCCCUCGCCAAGGACGGCCGGCCUCGCGAACUGAGCCGCUCCCCCUGUCCACAGGAUCGGCGCGUCAGUUCGAGCAGCGCCGCUUCGUCUACCGCUGGCGUCCCUUCCCGCACGUCUGUGUCAUCGCUGCGAUCGACGUCUUCCGCGGGUAGGUUGGCUGCUGGGACACUAGGCUACAUCCACGAACGGGAGGAGACACUAGAAUCCACGUCCUCAACAUCGAGUGCCAGCGUAUCCAUGCCUGUCACCCCUGUUGGGUAUGAUGGGCCCGGACUGUCUCCAAUCCUUGGCUCGCGGAAUGGGCGGACGAUGCAGCGCCCAAAGUUGGACGCCGGGCUCGCGUUCAUGGGCCGGUCGGUGAGUGGCGGAAGCAACCUUGCCGCUACGCCCUCUUCGCUGCCGUCAGCGCGGACGCCGUCAGUGCCGCGACCACUCAAGCUGCCACAAGUCCACGCUCAGAGCGGCAUUCGGCAUGCACGGGAUGGCGCGUACCAGCCGACGCUGUCCGCGAGCAGUAUGAGCAGCAUAGGCAGCAUGAAGAGCCUCGAGCGCCCUCGCGUGUCUGGCGAACUGCAGCGUCUCUCGCGAAGCGUCCUCUCGGGCGUUCCGCGGAGCGGUGUCCCUUCCACCACGCACAGCACUCCCGCGCCGCGCUCGGUCUCCAUGACGGCGCACACUCCCACGCGCCAACCUGUCCGCACGACUUCGUUGCCGCAACGGGGCGCCCCAGCACCCUCUCCUGAAAUCAAGCAAAAGCCACGGACGGGCACGGGCAUGGUGUAUCGCUCGUCGUCCGCCUCAGCACCGGCGCCGCGUGCUAGCAUGAUGCGCAUGCCGAGCUCCUCUCGCCUCCGGGCUGCCGCAAACUUGAACGCGGAGGUCGGGAUCGCACUCUGA